Trichoderma aggressivum f. europaeum is the source of this 1929-nucleotide messenger RNA. RefSeq lists its product as uncharacterized. NCBI's taxonomy places the organism in Eukaryota, Fungi, Ascomycota, Sordariomycetes, Hypocreales, Hypocreaceae. The record is from RefSeq and is a predicted model, not a curated record. The transcript is spliced from 3 exons. Bases 1 to 1929 code for a protein of 642 amino acids. Gene Ontology annotation, molecular function: acyl-CoA dehydrogenase activity.
AUGGAGUCAUCUGGCGCAGACAAGGGCUUCUUCCAGAAAUCUCCCUCCUUGGUAAACCAAUUCUACGAGGAUGCCACUUAUCAACGCUGCUUCAAACUAUUUCUGCCAGCCGAAUUGAGGGAGCAAAUUGAACCAGAAGUGGCAAAGCUUGGCCAAGAGGUGUUGGCCGACAGAAUAUUCGCCUGGAUCACAGACGCAGAGCGAAACAAACCAUAUCUCAAAGGGUCUGGCCGAAAUGCAUUUGGGCAAUGGCAGGGAAAACUCAUCAUGACAGAAGGGUGGCGCCAGCUGCAGGAAUUUGGCUUCGCGAAAGGGCAAGUUGAUCUUUCUUGUUUUGUCGCCGAUGCCUAUGACACCCCGUAUGGACCUUUUGCACGAAACAGACAAUUUCUCCGCUUGUUUCUCUGGGAGGGAUCAUCUGCAAACGUUACGUGUCCUACGGCGAUGCAGGACGGCGCAGCUAGGAUGCUACAGGUGCAUCUGACCACUCCAAGCCUGGCGUCCAAACUAUCAGAGACGGAAAAGCGAGUGUUUGAGAACGCGUUCCGCCAUCUGACGAGCCGAGAUCCCAAAUUUUCAUGGACCAGCGGGCAAUGGAUGACCGAAAGGCCUGGUGGAAGCGACGUAUCAUUGACUGAGACGACGGCCGUUUAUCGGCCAAACGAGGCCGAAACGAUGGCAUCCAAAGAAGAGGGCAUCCCGCUAGGCCCAUGGAGUAUCAACGGGUUCAAGUGGUUUUCGUCCGCCACCGAUUCCGACAUGACGAUUCUGCUGGCAAGGACACCAGCUGGCAAACUCUCUACGUUUCUUGCGCCACUUCGAAAGCAUGAUCCCACUGCCCUGAGUGAAUCUGGAAAUCCCGACCCAAAUGGUCAGUGCCUGAAUGGCGUGCGCAUUCAGCGUCUAAAGAAUAAGCUCGGUACCCAAUCUCUCCCAACGGCAGAGCUCGUCCUGGAAGACAUGCGUGGUUGGAUUAUCGGGGAGGAAAACCGCGGCAUCCAGGAGAUUUCCGUCCUGCUGCACUUGACGCGGAUACACUCCACUAGCCAAGCAGUCGGAUACUUGGGCCGUGGCCUAGCAGUCGCGCGAGCAUUUGCAAGGGUCAGGGAAGUCGGGGCCGGUAGAGGCGCUAGAAUGAGACUGACCGACAGCUCACUGCAUAUGAAGACGUUGGCGCGGAUGACUGCCGAGUACAGACGGAUAAUGCUUCUGCACAUGUUUACCGUGCAUAUCCUUGGGCUGUCAGAACAUCCGACGGAAAUGGGCGCGGAUAUAACGCCGGCCCUCAAGGCACUGACGCCUCCAUCAAAGGAUCUCUUGCCGCUUCUGAGGGUCCUCUCCACGCUGACAAAGGCAUAUGUCUGCAGCUCGGCCCUGAGAUUGCUGUAUUCCUGUAUGGAGUCCAUCGGUGGCGUGGGCUAUCUGUUGAACGAGGAACAAGAGUAUCUCAACAUUGCGCGUCUCUAUAGGGACUGUGCUGUGCUACCCAUCUGGGAGGGUACAACCGAUUUGCUGAGCACUGACUUUAUCAGGGCACUCAAGCGUCCUGAAUCAGGAGUGCAGUCACUUGAUGCCUUGGACCGCUUCAUUAAACAGGCAUUUUCUUUGAAUGGAGAUGACUCUCAUCGCGGAGAAGUGGUGAAGAGGUGGGAGAGCGAGAGAAACCGCAUUACCAAGGAAUCUCAAAACGAUCUUGUCGGCAAGGGCAGGGACCUUAUGUGGUCCGUUACGGAAGUUUUGAUGGCGGCUUUGCUGCAUGUCGACGCCAACAAUGACGGAGAUGUCGCCGAGCGAGAAAUUCUGCAACGAUAUUUGGAGGACAGAUUCUCGGUAGAGGAGCGAAUUGGUGUAUCCACAAGGGAAGAGCUGGAAAAGGACUUUGCUAUUGUGUAUGGCGAAGAAAGAUCAAAGACUGGCUCCAAUCUGUAA